AUGAAUUCGUCGCAAAUUAAGCCUUUCAAAGUCGAUAUCCCCAUUGCAGAGGUGGAACGACUAAAACGAAAACUUGAAGACACACGGCUCCCUGGCCGCGAAAUUGUCCCAGGCGCCGCUGAUCGUUACGGACCAAAGUACGAAUGGGCCACCAAUCUGUACAAUGCAUGGACGAAGGACUAUGAUUGGUAUCCAGUACAGGACAAGAUAAACGAAUUCCCCCACUACCUGGCCGAUAUUGAGCACAUGAAGAUUCAUUUUCUUCACGCUCGAGCAGAGAACCCAGAUGCAAUACCUUUGUUGUUGGUUCACGGCUGGCCAGGAUCGUUCUGGGAGUUCAGCCAGGUGUGGGGACCCCUGUCUCAUCCGGAAAACCCUAAUGAUCCAGCCUUUCACGUUGUAGUGCCGAGCAUGCCGGGAUUCUGCUGGUCUUCGUGGCCCCCUCGUGCAGGUUGGACGUUGCAGGAUAACGCACGCGUUUUUGAUAAGUUGAUGAAGGAGCUUGGUUACUCUGAAUACAUGGUCCAGUGUGGUGAUUGGGGACACUUCGUUGGCCGUGAGCUUGGCGCAAAGUACACCGACUCUUGCAAGCUGUUACACUGCAACUUCUCUCCAAGUCCUCUACCACCAGGCGUUGAGUACACUGAGAGAGAGAAGGCAGUAGCUGCAAGAGUUGACGAUUGGGUGGAGAAUCAUAUUGGCUAUGCUGUCUGUAUGCGAACUCGGCCCCACACUAUAGGAAUUGGUCUCAAUGAUAAUCCCAUGGGGAUCUUGAUGUGGGUGGGCGAGAAGUACAACGAAGCUGCUGACCCUGAAAAACAAAAGCUGCCUUUCUGGACUCAAGCAAUCCUUACUACAGCCUGCCUCUAUUACUUUACUGACUGCAUAAUGCCGUCAAUGCUGUGCUAUUAUGAAAACGUUCGCCAUGAGAACUUUGCAACGUUUGCGAUGCAGCCAGAAAACCGGAUUCAGGUGCCAUUCGGAUAUACAUCUUUCUUUUGGGAUACGGAGCCAUCAUCAAAGAGGGCUGUAGAACGAACAGGAAAUCUGGUGUACUACAAAGGUGAGUAUUCCUAUUUAUGGGAUAUAGAACCUCGGCUUGAUUCAAUAUUGGACGUGAAACUAACUUCACCGAGUAGAACGCAAUGA
Aaosphaeria arxii CBS 175.79 is the source of this 1149-nucleotide messenger RNA. Its product is annotated as alpha/beta-hydrolase. The record is from RefSeq and is a predicted model, not a curated record. Gene Ontology annotation, molecular function: epoxide hydrolase activity. Bases 1 to 1149 code for a protein of 382 amino acids. The transcript has 3 exons. NCBI's taxonomy places the organism in Eukaryota, Fungi, Ascomycota, Dothideomycetes, Pleosporales. Gene Ontology annotation, biological process: epoxide metabolic process.